Messenger RNA from Effrenium voratum, 2328 nucleotides. The record is from the annotation of a GenBank genome assembly. NCBI's taxonomy places the organism in Eukaryota, Dinophyceae, Suessiales, Symbiodiniaceae.
GGCCGCUUGGCGCGCGGCGCGGCAAAGGAGCUCGGAGGUGCAGCAGGGGCUCUACAGGUUGGGGCGGUGGACUAUGCUGCCCGUCUUCCGCCGCUUUGUGGCGUACGUGGAGGAUCGGAAGCGUCGCCGGCAGACGACCGACCACCACGGCGGACAUUUGCAGUCCUCAGCCACGGCCCGGCGCCGUCGCGGCGCGCUGCGCUGGUGGCAGAACGUGGCAAAGGAGGUGCGCCGGGAGCGGCGGAUGGACACGCCGCGCUGCAGCCCUGAGGAGGCGGACAGGAGGCUGGAGCAGGUUACCCUCCUUCGCCACCGACAUACCAUGCGCCUUUGGCACGAGGCGCUGCUGAUCAAGAAGGCGAGGCUGUGGCAGGACCUUCGCCCGCGCCUGGUGAUGCAGAUCACUGGCCAGUCCACCGUGCUGGCCGCCUUCCUGGCGAUGGCGCGCCGUAGCCGCCGUAGGCGGGAGGCGCGCCAGGCGCAGGAGAAGGUCAGGGCCCUGUGCGACGGCACCCGGCUUCUCCGCAGUUUCGACGAGUGGGCGAAGGCCUACGAGCAUGAAUCCUCCAGCUUCUUUGCCGGGCGCCUGCUUGGUCGCUUCAAGCUGUCGAGGAUCCUGGAGCGCUGGAAGCAACACACCAGCUUCCGAGCUGGCUUCGAGUCCCAUGUCAGCAAGACGUUCCAGGAACUCCAGCGACAGCGACUGCAUCGCACCUUCGAUGGCUGGCGCGAGAGGCUGAAGCUCCGCCGCCUGGUCGCUGGCAUGUGGCUGGAGCGCCGGAAGUCCUGGAGCGGCGCCCUCUUCUCCGCCUGGGGCACCUUUGCGCAGAAGGCAUCCUCGCAGAGACAGCACUUGCGAGCCUUCAAACUGCGGGUGAAGUUCAGAAAGGCCAGCCGGGCAGCCAAGCAGCAGAGGGUCAGGUCCGAUGCCAGCUGGCUGCGGAGGUUCUUUCGGGCCUACGCCCUUUGGGUGCAGCGGGCGCGGCGAUUACAGGCCCGCGCCCGGCCCCUGGCCUUGGCGUUGCAAAACGCGCGGAAGGCCCGGCGCCUGGGCGCCUGGGCUGUGCAUGGUCGGGCCCUGCAUGUUUCCUCCCAGCGCGCUGUCCGCGCGUUCAGGGCCUGGCUGGAGGAGGCUCGGCGGAACAAGGCUUUGUCCUGGGCGUCUCGAUCGCUGGUGUCAGACAGGGUUCUGCGAGCCUGGAAGGAGGGCUUUCAGGGAUUGCAUAGCUGGUUCCUAAGCAGGCGAACCCUGCGGGCAAUGAUCGGAGGACGUCGCACUACGCUCCUCUCCUCUGUGCUCUACUGCUGGGUUGCAGCAUUGCUGCCCGGACGCCAUGCUGCCUCGGAGCUGCAGCGGCGGCUGAGGACGCGGCAGCUGCUGAUCUUCGACGCCUGGCUGCGGCUCAGCGUGCUGAGCCGCAAGCGGGGCGCCCACGCGGAGGCCCUGCAGGAUCGUUCAAGCCGCGUGCGCGGCACAGAGGUGGCCCUCGCCUGGCUGCAGCACGGGCGCCGCCGCGCGGCGGCCGCGCAGCUGGGCGCCGUGCUGGCGCGUGCCAACACCCGCUGGAUAGGGGAGGAGGAAUGGAUGCGCCGCGCCCUGGUGGACAAAAGCCUGCAAAGCGUCUUCCAGCGGUUUGCCGAGGCUCUGGAUCAGCAGGGCUCCGGCCCGCAGGCGCAGGGGUCCUUGAUGAUGCGGGGCACCUUCCAGUCGGUGGUGGCCAUGGUCUGGGCUCGGCAACAACUCUCUGUCGUGCUGGGCAGGCUCCGGGGCUACUUCCAGCCCUGGCUGCUGGGCCUUUGGCCGAAGAGCGCCUGGCCGUUGCUGGCGCCCAACGACCCCUACUUUCUACAGGCAGAAAUCCGGCUCCGCGUCAUGAUGUCCAAGCUGGAUGCGGUACGAGCGCAGGAGCAGGGCCCCGCCAUCUACAAGCUUAUGCAAGGAGACGGGUCACGGUCGGCACAGCGAUUACUUACCUGGCAGGCGCUUGCGGAUUUGCUGGUGGUCCACCAUCCAGGCGUGCGGCAAAACGUGGAGCCGGUGGCGACCAAAGGCGUCGUGGCUUUGCCGCAGUUCGGCAACAUCAGGCUGGAUCCCAAGCAGCGCGCCUGGCUUCUGCCGUUCGGCUGUGGCGAUUUGGCCGGUGGCCCGGACUCGGGCAGUGAGAGUGCGGUGAGCUUUGGCACCCCAGCCUUCGGCAGCGGAGACCAGGCUGCCGGCAUCCUGGCCGCUUGAUCGUCAGGCCCCGUUGCAGGCCUCCAGUCGCUGAUGCGGCCAAAUUCAUCGCGAGGCGGCCACGGAAGAAGUCCGCAUGGCUAUGGCAAAAAGGU